CCCCUACUGCCUGUGUCAGAGUAUUUCAGAACAGAGACCAGCAUUUAGUAACUCUGCAUUGAAGCUAUCACUUCGUUGCUGAAGUCCACCCCCCGACUCUUGGACCACAAGAGGAUAUUUCUGGGAUUCUUCGGGACGCGCGGAAAACGACAGGAUCUGCUUUUCUCCAACGUGCGUCUUGGCCACGGGUUGUUUUUACGCACGGAGAAAUUCUACUUCCACGGGGACAAUGCCUCGGUCUUUCUUAGUCAAAAAGUACUUUGCUAAACAAAAGCCAAACUACAGUGAACUGGAAUGUCAGAAUGACUCUUCACCCAAAAGGUAUCCUGUUGCCGAGCUUUCAUCAGCAGACGGCUCUGCCACCUGCUUCACCACAGGUCUGCUGUGGGACCUGAGUGUCAUCCCGGCCCUGUACCUGCCAACCUCAGAGUCAGAUCUCUCUGCCACCUCAGCCCCCCUGGACCUCAGCUCCCCAUGCAGCCUCAGUAGCAGUGCCAGCAGCAGCGGGGAGGAGGAUGAAGGACGCUCCUCCGACCCUCCCAGCCCUGAACCGGUGCACACGUAUGCCCCUCGACAGCGGAUGAAAUGUACUGGCGUUAUGGCUCAUAUCAGUCCCCCAGAGGAGGAAGAGAGGGAGACUCGCGUCACGGCGGCCAGACCGGCUUUCCUUUGCAAACACUGUCCCAAAGAGUACACCAGCUUGGGGGCUCUGAAGAUGCACAUCCGCUCACACACCCUGCCCUGCGUUUGCACCACCUGUGGAAAGGCUUUCUCCCGGCCGUGGCUAUUGCGUGGCCACAUCCGCACACACACAGGAGAGCGCCCGUUCUCCUGCCCCCACUGCAACCGGGCCUUCGCUGACCGCUCCAACCUGCGAGCUCACCUGCAGACCCAUGCAGAGGUGAAGAAAUACCAAUGCAGCGUCUGCUCUCGCACCUUCAGCCGCAUGUCGCUGCUGCAGAAACACAGCUCAUCAGGCUGCUGCUCCACCUCUGUGUGAGACACCGCAAGAGAGGAGGAGGAGGCUUAACGAGAGCUCAGAGCAGAGGAGGACUCUUGGAUGAAGAGAGGAGGUCGGCACAGGCCCACUUAGGCUGUUUUGGACCUGCAAAGCCUAAUUUUAACAGACCUGGAGGGAACCAAACCCCAUUUAUGGAUCUGACUUUACAAGCUUUUUUGCUUCUCUUAGCCAUUAUUUUACAGCUGAGAAGCAGAUUUUUUUUUUACUUCCAGUCUUCCAUAAGGGCUUGUGGGAGGACCAAAAUCUGACCAGAACAAUGCAGAAACUCACUUGAUAUCAGUCUUUUUUUGUCUGUAUUGUUUCCAUUCCGAGCAGCAAGUAUGUUGUGAACUUUUUAUGGUAAGAGGUGCCUUUUCCUGUCUCAGUCUUGGUGCCGGUCAGCUCAGGAUCAUGGCUUAGAGACACAGCUGCUCAGAGGUAGGGGUGCGUGGGUGGAAUAAAUCUCUUGGCGUGUCACAAAAGUAAAUGCACACACAGCUGUCUCUGGUAGUGCGGCGCAGAUAGAUGAGGUGCUAACAGGUGCUGAAGCCAUGACCUUCGCUGGUCGAGAGCAGGUGACUUCCACUGCCCUUGGUUUGCUUAAGAGAAAAAGAGGAAGUAUGUCAUAACAGAAGAAUGGCACCAGUUAGUGCUUUAGCGGGGAUGACUUUAAGCCUCUGUUAUGACUACACUCCCUUUAAACUGAUGGAUUUCAGAGAUAUAGGAAAAUCUGCUCUGCUAUUUUCCAAAGAAGAUUUACCAAGAAAUCAAGAUAAAAGCCAUGCACUCCUGGUUACCACAGUGUUAAUAAUACCAGCCAUAUAAAAGCCAUAUAUUUGUAAUGAAUGUUCCUAUGACAUUGUAAUGCAUUUUCAGCCAAAAUGUGCCUUAUUUUACCUCAUUUGGUAGCUGUGGCUUUAAAUCUUGAUGCAGUAUUAGCAGAAAUCCGCUCUAUUUGUUUUUUUAAACCAUAAGAAGGCUGGGACCAAAGAUUUUUACAGUUUACACCACAGAAAUGUGGUUGCCUGACAUGUGAUGAAAGAAGAUGGACAACACAAAGAUGAACUUUCCUAAAUAUUCUGUUUUUUUUUUUUCUAGUGCAAUGUGCAAAUGAUGUAUUAUUUCAUCUGUUUUUUUUGUACCAUGCUUGUGUGUUCACUUGUAAAACCUGUAUGUUGUAACUGACAACUUUUCAUUCAAUAAAGUAAUUUAUGUUUAUUAAAA
Molecule: messenger RNA, 2224 nt
Organism: Oryzias melastigma (Indian medaka)
Lineage: Eukaryota; Metazoa; Chordata; Actinopteri; Beloniformes; Adrianichthyidae
Gene: snai1a
Product: snail family zinc finger 1a
Exons: 3
Coding region: 230-1000 (256 amino acids)
Biological process (GO): regulation of DNA-templated transcription
Molecular function (GO): RNA polymerase II cis-regulatory region sequence-specific DNA binding; DNA-binding transcription factor activity, RNA polymerase II-specific
Source: RefSeq, a predicted model, not a curated record